UUACCUUAGGUUUGGCUUCAAGGGUUGCAACAUUUUGGCGCGAAAAUCCUCCGAGCCCCGUCGUCUCCGAUUCUCCCUCCGCCGCACAAUCACCGGACAAUGACCACCGUACGAGACUUAACCGACCUCUUCACGAGGCUCGCUUCCCACCUCGACGGUUCUUCUUCUUCCCAUCACAAUCUCCCAGAAGACGCCAACCGAGCUCUGCAACUCUCCGUCGCGAAUCUCAACCGGUCCCUGAACCUCGACGACGAUUCUAGGGUUAGGGUUUUGGACGCGGCCCUGUCGCUGAUGUGCUUCAAAGCACCACAGGUUUUCGAUUCGGUGGUGAAGUACUCGGUGCAAACAAUCGUCGGCGUUUUGUCGUCUUCGGUUGGAUGCAAGGUCUUGCGGUUUCCGAAAGACGAGGUUUUGCUGAUCGGCAGCUCGAUUUCUGGCCGCGAUUGUGGGGAUUUGAUCGAGGCAUGCUCCGAUGUUCUUGGAAAGCUUAAAGGACACCGUGAGCAAUAUGAAGAUCUACUGUGUGCUGUUCUAAGGGUUGCAAUUUCAUCGUCUUCCUAUCGAUAUCUAUACCCGCCAAGGCCUAUGCUUGAUUUGAGAUCAAUUGAUGCAAGACAAAAGACAGUUUCAAAGUUUCUCAGUACUUUUCCCAAGGGGUUUUCCCUUGACAACAACAAAAUCCCAUUUAGACUAGUGUCCUGGUUUCUUGACCCGCCAACUUUAAAGCAUGACAUUGAAAAGGUUUUGCAUGAGUCGAUGAAGAGACCUUUCAUUUGUCUGUGUAAGGAGUUUCAUGAGAGGAUGGAUUGGCGUUCCGUCAUCAUAUGCUUGGUACUUUCUCCUGUUAUGUUUAUUGAGACGAGAGCUUUGUUGCACAGAUGGUUCCUACUGACGGGUCUGGCUUCUGUGCUAGAGCUUCUAGUCGCGUUAUGCUCAGUGAUACUAGAUGUAGUUUCCCGACCAACGUGGUGGGACAUCUCAUCGGAAUUGGGAGCAAAACUGCCAUUCUCUAAUGCUUAUUUUCCCCAUCACCACCACUUACUGAGGAUUUUGGCUGGACCCCUCUCUCACGUUAGUCUUCUACAUUUAGUCCGCGUUACAAGUGAAUUGUUCUCUUGCACUGAUAAACAAUUUGAUCCAAUUAUUAAGGCACCUGCAAUGAAGGCUGAACAAGUAGACCACAAGUCUAGCUGGGCUCUGGCAAUCAACUUCCCAAAUUGGUUCUACUUUGCUUCUGCUUUGCUCUUAUCGAAGAAUAGCUUUCAGGACAACAUUUAUUCAAAAUGUAUAUCAGAGGCAUCCAAUAUUGGAAACACGCAUAAUGAAGAAUCACCUUCUGCUGCGGCAAGGUACAUUGCCUGGAUUCUGAACCCUCUUAGUAAAUCGAAUCAGGACUUACUAACCGAUUCUUUGGUUAAGAUAUCAAAACUUCUGGCUUCUAAACAAUUUGGCUCAGGUAUAUAUGAGAAGAAGGCAGCUUAUGACAGGAAGAUGCUCAAGAAACCCAAAUUAUGUGACAAGGAAUACAAGAAUCAUACAGAACGUUAUGAUUGUCAAAUCAUAGCACUCUGGCUUAAGGAAUUCAAAAGUGUGUACACAGUGUACUCGAACAAAAUUUCCAAAAGUUCUGCAUCAUGCGACAUUAAAUUCUCCUGUGAUCAUAGUAUGCAACAAAAUGCAUUAUUCAGGAGAAUAGCAUUAGGCAUAUUGCUUGGACGUCUCAAUUAUAUAGAUGAAGAUGCAUGUGAAUUACUGCUGCAUUAUGCCACAACCGACAGAGUAUUGCACUCAAGAGAAACCAAGACUUCAAGUUUGAAAAAGGUGAAAUGUAAUCAUGAAGGGAAGAAAGACGUAAUCGUGUGGAUUGAUGAAUAUAACAAGGAGGAAUCUGUGGCAGGUGCCUGUCUUGUCUUUAAUUUAACUGAUACUGUUGAAAGUAUGUCUGCUUCAUUGUUUGAAACGGAAGAGGCUGGAUUAGAUUUUAUUUGCCAGGUGAAAUUGAAGGUUGGUAAAUACUUGGUAAAAUGCAUCCAGAGGCAAAUUCAACUAAAAAUUGAUGAAGACGGAAAUGUUUUGGUGAUGGAUCUUUGCCAAAGAUUGAAGCAGUGGAGGCACCAAGGGCGGAUAGUACUAGAGAUUCACAAAGAACUAGAUGAUCUUAUCAAUGUUCUUAGUCAUAAAUUAUCUUCUCUUUGAGGAGAUGUUGUAAAGAUUUUGCCCCUCAAGAGAUUAUGAGAGAUAAGUGUGGGAACAUGU
Molecule: messenger RNA, 2256 nt
Organism: Morus notabilis
Lineage: Eukaryota; Viridiplantae; Streptophyta; Magnoliopsida; Rosales; Moraceae
Exons: 6
Coding region: 100-2196 (698 amino acids)
Source: RefSeq, a predicted model, not a curated record